This is a messenger RNA of Phascolarctos cinereus (koala), 1729 nucleotides long. RefSeq names its product major facilitator superfamily domain containing 12 (gene MFSD12). Gene Ontology annotation, molecular function: symporter activity. NCBI's taxonomy places the organism in Eukaryota, Metazoa, Chordata, Mammalia, Diprotodontia, Phascolarctidae. Gene Ontology annotation, cellular component: plasma membrane. Gene Ontology annotation, biological process: regulation of melanin biosynthetic process; pigment metabolic process involved in pigmentation; carbohydrate transport. The record is from RefSeq and is a predicted model, not a curated record.
GGUGGCGGGCGGGCGGCCCGGGCCCAUGGCGGAGCCGGCGCUGCCGCUGGUGACUCGGCUCAGCUAUGCCGUGGGCCACUUCCUGAACGACUUGUGCGCUUCCAUGUGGUUCACGUACCUGCUGCUGUACCUGCACUCGGUGCAGGGCUACAGCUCGUGGGGCGCCGGCGUCCUGCUGCUGCUGGGCCAGCUGGCCGACGGCGUGUGCACGCCCCUCGUGGGCUACGAGGCGGACCACUCCGGGGGCUGCUGCGGGAACUACGGGCCCCGAAAGUCCUGGCACCUAGUCGGCACCGUUUGUGUCCUGCUCUCUUUCCCUUUCAUCUUUAACCCCUGUCUGGGGUGCACAGCGUCCACCUCAGAGUGGGCUGCCCUCAUCUACUAUGCACCGUUCAUUGUGAUCUUCCAGUUUGGCUGGGCGGCCACGCAGAUCUCCCACCUGUCUCUAAUCCCUGAGCUGGUCACCAAUGACCAUGAGAAGGUAGAGCUCACCGCCUUCAGGUAUGCCUUCACCGUAGUGGCCAACAUUGCUGUGUAUGGGGCUGCCUGGCUGCUUCUCCAUUUCCAGGGGUCCCACUCUGAGGCCCCUGAUUUAGACACCAGUGACCAGCUAGGCCUACAGGAUGUGCCGGUGUUCAGGAACCUUUCCCUGAUGGUCGUCUGUGUCGGUGCCAUCUUCUCCCUGCUCUUCCACCUGGGCACCAAAGAGCGGCCUCGGCAGCGGCAUGGGCUUGAGGAGCCCGGCGAGCACAGCCCCCUGCUCCCGCCCACCACCCAGCCCAUGCUCCUCUGGAAGCACUGGCUUCGGGAGCCGUCCUUUUACCAGGUGGGCAUGCUGUAUAUGAGCACACGGCUCAUUGUGAACCUGUCACAGACGUAUAUGGCUAUGUAUCUGACCUACUCUCUCAGCUUGCCCAAGAAGUUCAUUGCGACCAUCCCCCUUGUGAUGUAUGUCAGCGGCUUCUUCUCCUCUUUCUUCAUGAAGCCAGUGAACAAGCGCAUUGGUCGGAAUCUGACAUACUUUGUAGGCCUCUUGGUCAUCCUGGCUUUCGCCUCAUGGGUGGCGCUGGGCAACUCACUAGGGAUAGCUGUGUAUGGAGCGGCAGUACUCCUGGGUAUUGGCUCAGCCACCAUCCUGGUUAUGUCCCUGUCCAUGACAGCUGACCUUAUUGGCAGCCACACGAACAGUGGGGCCUUUGUGUAUGGGGCCAUGAGCUUCACAGACAAGGUAGCCAACGGGCUGGCUGUGAUGGCCAUCCAGAGCCUAUACCCCUGCUCCUCAGAACUGUGCUGUGCAGCCUGCAUGGGCUUCUACCAUUGGGUGAUGGUGGCCGUGACAGGAGGUGUGGGCGUGGCCGCUGCCCUCUGUCUCUGUAGCAUCUUUCUCUGGCCCAUCCAAGUUCGAUUCUAUGAUACAACUGCGGCUGGCCCAGCUGAAGGUGCCGCUAGACCAAACUCGGGAGCCUCACAGGACAUUACAGUCAACUGAACACUCAGGAUACCUCAGGCGUCUGUGCACAUGGACUCUCCUCCUCCUCCUUCCCUGGGUACUGGGACUCACAUCUAAGGGUCUCCUGCAAUGGAACACCCCCAGCGGGUCUGGGGAAUCCUCGUUUGUCUCUCGGGCCCAUUUCUCUGACCAGGGAUCUCUGGGCUGCUAGCUGUUUACAAAGAAUGUUGGACUAAUGAAUAAAAGUCCCACUGUGAGUGUGGGAAUUCUGCAUUUGGA